CGUGCAAGAAUAUGGAUAAUAACCAUCAAGCGGGUCAUGAGCUUAUAUCCAUGACGUACACAUGGACUAUCGACAACUUCUCUAAGCUCAAAACCCAGAAACACUACUCUGAUGGCUUCGUCGUCGGCGAUUUCAAAUGGUCCAAGUUGAUGAAAUUAAUUAAUUAAGGCGCAUAUCAUACAUACAGCAGGUUCGUGAUCUCAAGUAUUGAUUAUGGCUCAAGAAUACCCUGUGUCUUGUUUCUCUCAGUGCUUGCAGUUUUGUGUUAUUUUUCCCAGAUUUUGUUGAUUUAUUCAAUUACCAAAAAUUGUUAACCAGUUAUAGAGAGAUUUUAAUAGGAAGCUUGAAUUGCAUAUAAGAUGUAAUAUAUAAAGUCUCAAGAUCAUACGGUAAUUAGUAAAUGGUUAUUUUGAAUCGAUCAUGAGAAUCUUGGAGUGCCGAGUUCACGGAAUAUAGACUUUCUGCAAUCAUGUAUGUGAAUUAUUUUUAACUUUUUUUAUUAUCAAUACAUGAAUAGAGUUUAAUGAAUAAUUGCUUGUUGUGAUUUACAUGAAUGCAGAGGGUCUUAUUUUGUUCUUGUUCAUGUCUAAAAUCAUAAUUUUUAACCUGAGAGAUUCCUCGAGGGAAUCUGAACCUUUUGAAUUCAUGGACAUCCCCGUGCCAAGAGUUUGCUGAGGCAAGGCGGAUUGUGGUGUACCCAAAGGGGAGCAAUGGAAAGCAAUACUUGUCCAUGUACUUGAAUGUUGCGGAUGCUUCAAAGUUACCAUCUGGGUGGAGUAGAUAUGCCGAAUUCACCUUGACUGUCGUUAAUCAAUUUAACGGCGACAAGUCGAUAACAAUAGACACUCAGCAUCAGUUUAGUGCAAAAAAAAGUGACUGGGGCUUCACAUCAUUCAUGCCUCUGAGUGAGCUUUUUGACCAGAAUGAAGGGUAUAUCGUGGAUGACAUAUGUAUUGUUGAAGCUGAGGUUGCAGUCAGUAAAGCUGACAUUAAGGUCCUAAAAGACCAAGAAACUGCCUUUCUUGAGCAGGAACUUCAAAGUCAGUCUUCAGAUGUGGAUUCUGUGAAAUAUUCAGAAUCUUCAACAGCACAUACAUCACUUUGUUAUGAACAGAUGCUUGCUGAUGCACCAAAUUCUGACCCUGUUCGAACAAAUGUUGAUUCUGUGCAUGUUCCACCCUUGAAAAUAGAACCGAGAUCUGAUCAAGUGCUUCCUUACCAGGAGGCUGAUAGCCCAGUUGGCCCUCCCAUAGUCGAGGAAGGCGAUGAAUCUCCCUCCACCCCAGUUAGCGAGAUCAUCAAUUUCAGGGGAUUAGGGAAAAUAGAUGAAGCUUUUGUUCCACUGCUGGAAGAAGUCUGUUUGUGGCAUCCUUCGUUGAUUAGCUGCCAGAGGAAGAGAAGUCGCAUGUUUAGUGAAUGGGCAUUCACAGCUUUGGGUCGACUAUUGCAUUUUCUGAACACUACAAAGGUUCAGGAUAUGAUGGAGGAUUCAUGUGAACAUGAUCCAUGUGAGCAUCUUCAAGUUUUGUGGGAGGAGGUUGAGACCUUCAGAUUUGACUUGAGUUGGCUGGAGCCUUUUGUUCAAUCAGCUUUGGGAAUGAAGAAGUUUGGGGAGAAGGAAGGAGUAUUAAAAAAACUCACAGGGGAUGUUGUUGCUUUGGAGACUGAAAUGAAGAGGUUAAGGCGGAGGCUAGCUGUUGCCGAGCUAGAUCACGCGGUUGCAAAAAUUGACCUGGCAAAGGCAGAGGUAAGCUUUGGUGAGGCAAAUAUGAACAGCAAGCUUGGUUAUGGGAGGCAUUAGCCUCGCUGCAGAAUUCUUUCUUUGAUAUGCAGAGAUUUGCAAUGUGCAAUAUAUCUAAAGAUAUGUAAUCCAGUUUUCCAAAUGUAAAUCUAUAUAAUGGGGCUGCGUGUGGCUUAAGCUCAAUACAUGAGAAUAAAGGAUACGGGUUUUUAGCUUGUAAUCCAUAUUUGAAACCCGUGGACAUAUCACCUUUUCUAUUCAAGACCAAGCUUCUCCUUCAAA
Molecule: messenger RNA, 2023 nt
Organism: Rosa rugosa (rugosa rose)
Lineage: Eukaryota; Viridiplantae; Streptophyta; Magnoliopsida; Rosales; Rosaceae
Exons: 4
Coding region: 731-1801 (356 amino acids)
Molecular function (GO): protein binding
Source: RefSeq, a predicted model, not a curated record